Messenger RNA from Lampris incognitus (smalleye Pacific opah), 3633 nucleotides. RefSeq names its product transmembrane protein 185 (gene tmem185a). The record is from RefSeq and is a predicted model, not a curated record. Bases 102 to 1160 code for a protein of 352 amino acids. The transcript is spliced from 7 exons. NCBI's taxonomy places the organism in Eukaryota, Metazoa, Chordata, Actinopteri, Lampriformes, Lampridae.
CGAAAGCCCAAAACAAGUUCUCGUAAAAGAUGACGACCACACGGCUAAAUAACCACUCAAUUGGACAGCAAAGUCGCUGUUAAGCGACUCGCUUUUCCACCAUGAAUCUGAGAGGACUUUUUCAAGAUUUCAAUCCCAGUAAGUUUCUGAUCUACUCCUGUCUAUUGCUGUUCUCUGUGCUACUGUCACUGAGGCUGGAUGGCAUCAUCCAGUGGAAUUACUGGGCAGUGUUCACCCCAAUAUGGCUCUGGAAGCUUCUGGUCAUCAUCGGGGCCUCGGUGGGCACAGGAGUCUGGGCACACAACCCCCAAUACAGGGCUGAGGGUGAGACCUGCGUGGAGUUUAAGGCCAUGCUGAUCGCAGUGGGUCUCCAUGUCCUGCUGCUCAUGUUUGAGGUGUUGGUGUGCGACCGAGUGGAAAGGGGUAGCUACUUCUGGCUGCUUGUCUUCAUGCCCCUCUUUUUUGUGUCACCCGUCUCCGUGGCAGCCUGUGUAUGGGGGUUCAGGCAUGACCGUUCCCUUGAGCUGGAGGUGCUGUGUUCAGUCAACAUUCUCCAGUUCAUCUUCAUUGCCCUGAGGUUGGACAAGAUCAUCAAUUGGCCUUGGCUGGUGGUGUGUGUCCCCUUGUGGAUCCUCAUGUCCUUCCUGUGCCUAGUCGUCCUUUAUUACAUUAUCUGGUCCGUCCUGUUCCUGCGUUCCAUUGACAUCAUUGCUGAGCAACGCCGCACUCACAUUACCAUGGCGAUCAGCUGGAUGACCAUUGUGGUUCCCCUACUCACCUUUGAGAUCCUUCUGGUGCACAAGUUGGAUGGCCAUAAUAAUCUCAGCUAUGUAUGUGUGUUUGUUCCUCUCUGGCUGUCCCUCCUCACCCUCAUGGCUACCACCUUCGGCCAAAAAGGGGGGAAUCAAUGGUGGUUUGGCAUCCGUAAAGACUUCUGCCACUUCCUGCUGGAGCUCCUCCCCUUUCUGCGAGAGUAUGGCAAUGUUUCUUAUGACCUCCAGCAUAGCGAGGACCCCGAGGCCCCUGAGGACCUGCCAGUCCCUGAGCCAGCACCAAAGAUCGCACCCAUGUUCCACAAGAAGACAGGCGUGGUCAUCACACAGAGCCCCGGGAAGUACUUUGUCCCCCCGCCUAAACUCUGCAUUGAUGUACCUGACUAGUACAGAGCAUCAGAGCCAAAAUGGCAGAGGCCUCAGCAAGGAUUGGGUUUUACUAUUUUUGAAGACAAGCACUUGAUCCCCCCAGCAAAACCCAACUAUUGGUUGACUGGGGUGAUUAAAUUGAAGCCGGAAUUGAGGUUGGCUCUGUUGACCUGACAGCCACAAAGUGGGUGGCCUCUUUUUUUUCCAGGUGUCCUUACUGGACCAAGUACUUUGUCCACCCUGCCAACCCGAACUGACCAGUAUGAAAUGGAUGGCUGUGUGUUGACCCUAACAUGGGACAUUGUACUUUAUUGCUGAUCAGUGAUUUGCUCUGCCUUUCCAGGUCUUUUCGUAUUGAGCAAAGCUAACCCCAGGAUGAUUCUCUUGGGCUUUCUCAAAUAACCUGACUGAUUAACAGAGGCAAAAUGGGAGUGGCUCUACAUGGACUUUCUAAAGUGUUGGACCUGUUUAACACAGAUGACCUCUGCUUCGGUUUCAGAGACUUAGUCCAAGGUGGCCCUUGCCUUGUUUUCAUGGGGACCAUUCAACUGAGGGUUGAAUUUGGGACCAGCACACCCCUGUUGCUCCUAUUAUCAAUUUUUGACCAGUUAGAUGGAGUGAGCGAGGGGAAAGCGACAUUAGAACAAUUACAAUUACAAUGGCACUUUGUUGGCUUCUUCCAAGAGGAGAGGAGUUGUCUAUUUUAGUGUUUUGUUGUUGGUUUUUUUGUAAAUAACAGACGCUGGCUUGUUAGGGACCAGAGUGGAAAUUUGUGUUGGACAGAUAUUUGAUAUUUGCAUUAAGAAAACAGCCCUGGCUCACACUAUUUGCAAACUAUUUCUAGCCUUUGUUUUUGAUAGUGCCGGGUACAUGGGUAGUCAAAAAAAGAAUUCUUAUCUGACUUUGGAAUGUGUCACUAGUUAAGCUUUAUGGCACCCAUGAUAUGAGCAUAUGCAAUCCCAAACCAUCUGGCACUAAGUUAGAUUGAAACUAUCCAAAGUUGGAAAUGCUGUUUGACCCAGGUCUGAUAAGCGAAACAUGAUUCCCAUUUGGCUAAGGCCUCAUCCCAUAACAGAUCCCUCUGGUGUUAAAUUGAUCGUUACGUUUCUCAACAUAGGCAAAAAACGUACUCAGAAAUACAAAAUAUUUUAAUUUCUGACAUUAAAUAUUUCAGACCCUUUUAUUUUGAUAGCUUAGUUACAGUAGUUUUAGUCUACACCUUGUAGUGUUCAUUUAUGGUUGUAAACCUUCCAUUUUUGCCCCCCCCCCCCAAAAAAAUCAGUAAAUGGUUCUCAUUAUUGGGAAACUCAUUAUGAGCAGGGCAAAAAGUUUCUCCACUAAUCAAAUUUACCAGAUUCUAGUUAUUCACCAGACACUACUCCAUGUUACCAGCCAGAUCAAAUUGACCAUUAAAAAUGAAUUAUCUGUGAAGCUGGCUGCAGGAGUAGAAAAGACAAGCUACUGGCCGGAGGUGAAAUGUACCUGAAUUGGACUUGUGGUUACAAACAAGUCUUAUUGGUGGAGCACACACCUGUAGUGAAUCUGCUACUAUACGUGAAGCUUGUUUAGGUAUGGGGUCGAAUAUUUUCUGUUGAAACCAUCAUACUCAAAUCACUCCCUCAAACUUAAGGAAAGGGAUAUGGCUUUGAUUCCAGAUUUUGCUUUGUGCAAGAGCAGUACUUGCAGCCUGUUUAUCCCAGCAGUGCUGUAGAUUAAAGGAAAAUGGGGCCUUUUGGCAUCAUAUUUUAGUGGUUACUAGUGGUGAAAAGGGGAAUGGCAUCAUGUUGGAGAAAUGGGGUCUCACCGUUGAUCUUAUCUCUUUCACACAGGGUAGUCGAGACUCUCUCACAAAUCAGUUGUUUUCCUUGUUUUGUCAGCUGGUUAUCACUCAGCUGCAACAGAUUUUUUAUUAAAGCACAAAUAUCUAUCCAGAAAAAUAUGCCAGGACGCUGGAAUCAUUCUUCCUCUGCUUUUGUUUAAGUGAUUAAACAAAUUAAGCAAAUGAGACAGUAGAGCUGCUCUAUGAAGUGGAGGGUCUGGAAGUUGCAAUAAUAACUACUGCAGUUUCCCCCCCUUUUUUUUUAUUUUAAUAAUUUUCUGGACAGAGUUCCUGGUCUACAAAUAAAGUUCCUUGACAGAAGACAAACUAACAUGAACAUGUUGAACAUGUUUUGAGCUGAUACAGAAGUUUAUGUAGAAAUGUAUUGAAAUUGCUAGACUAUUCACCCUGAAAUAUUAUGACACACCCAAACAGAUAUAUAUUUCCAUUGAUGUUUUUAUUAUGCCAGUGUUGUACCAAUAUCUGAAUGCUGUCUGCUGUAGUCUGUGUAUACAUUUUGCAUCAUUUAUUUUGUCAUGUUAAAAGUUGUGGCAGCAGAAGGCUAGGUUGUAGCCAUAUCUGUUAUGUAAACGUUAGCCAGGCUAACAUAGAUUCCUAUUGUUGUUCUGUCCAGGGGCUCAGUUUAUUAAACAGACUACACAAUAAAUGUUA